UAUCGUAACUACUGGAAGCUCGCCGUGCAUAGGUAUCUUGCGACUGCACCGGACAACCCGCGUCUCGAGGACAUCAGCGCAGCCACCUCGAUGACCAUCGAGGAUGUAUACAACACGCUCAAGUUGCUGGACUUCAUUGAUGUUCGCCCAUCUACGCCACCAUCCAUCCGCCCAUCGCCCGGGCAGGCCAUCAAGUUUCCCAAAGCCAUUCAACGCCACCACCACCGCCACUGCCCUCCGACGAGCCGUUCGUACCACCGAAGCACUACGAUAUUCACUGGGACCAGCAGCAAGUGGAGGAAUAUCUCGCGAAGUGGGAAGCCAAGGGCUACAUCACGCUCAAGCCGGAGAAGCUGAAAUGGAGCCCGUUCAUCGUCAUGCGCACCAGGAAGACCGAAGCGGCGGAGGCAGCAGAGACAGCUGACUUGGUGACCACGAACAGGCUGGAGGGGCGCGGCAUGUCGACGCCCGGUCCAGUCGAGGGCGAGGGCGCCGUUCCACGGGUCGACGACGCGUUACUGCAUCUGUUCGAUGACGAGGCUGAUGAGCGCGAGCGCAACUGCCGGAAUGCGGCGAAUGGUGGUGGCGGCUCUCCCGGCCCGCCUAACGUCACCGAGGCCGACAAGACCCCUUCGAAAAGGCGCAGGGCCAGAAGCGGGCGCCGAGUACAAGACGAAGACAGUGAGGAUGAAGAGCGUCGACCGCGGGACCGCGCUCACUCCCAGGACGUCUUCGAGUCGGACGAGCAGUUCGCGGCGAGGCUGGCGGAGGAGGAGCAGCGUACCGCACACAAACGCUCCCUGCGUUCGCGAAGCGAAGUUGACGACCACGCACGCAAUUAUUCGACGCCUUCGCCAGUCAAGCGCACCUCGAGCCAGAAGAGCGAUAGGCGCAGGAAGACCCUCCGCGGCUCGGCAUCGAGAGCCACCGGGGGAACUCCUGUCCGUCAUUCGACUAAUUGGCAUAACACUCGCACCGUCAAUGGUCGCUUCGCGCGGAAGGAUAGAACGACUCGGCGGGAACCCUCGCCCGAGUCCAGCUCGGACGCGCCCAGUGUCGAGAAUGAUGACGACGAGGCUGAUGUCGCGCAUGCGCUCAUGUCCACCUCCGUUGCGCCGAGCUCGCGCGAGGCUACGUCUCCUCGGGCUGCACAGACCAACGGCGAUUCCUCGGGGGCGCCCACAGUGACGGCAGACAGCUGCAGUGCGUCUGCUCAUACGCCUCCACCGGUGCUUGCGCCUCUCACGCCGUCGCCGGAGGAAGCUUCUCGCUCUCCAGGCCCGGGGGCCGACUCCCAUGCGUGCGCUGGACUCGGCGACGCGGCCUCGGUCCGAAAGGCGGGCAAGACGCGGUCAUCGCUGCCACCUGUGCAUGUCAACGGCGUACGCGACAGCGGGAAGCUACGCGGGCGAUCAGCUGGCUUUCCCGGCGUGCAGGGCACAAAUGGCGCGGUGGAUGGGCAUGACCGUCGAUCGCCUGAGAACGAGGAGGAUGCGGAGGGUGAGUCGGAUGACGACUUGUAACGAGCUGCUUCCCGGUGUAUCGUUUAUUUCUUGCCAGCGAAUUUAUCGUAGGUAUUUCUUGGCUGUACAUUAGCUGUGCAUGUUUUUGUACUUACCGCUCGAGCGAAUGAGAGCGCCUCGUCCAGUCUGGAGAGGGUUUGUCUGUUGUGUCCACCUUCUGCGCAAGGCGUGGUCCGAUGCUGGUAGCGAUCGCGCCCGGAUCGCUUCCCGUAUAGGCGUGCAGCAGGUAGAACUCGAACCUUCUCCUUGCCUUCUCCAGAAUCAAGCCGCUAGUAGAUU
Molecule: messenger RNA, 1802 nt
Organism: Schizophyllum commune H4-8
Lineage: Eukaryota; Fungi; Basidiomycota; Agaricomycetes; Agaricales; Schizophyllaceae
Exons: 4
Coding region: 378-1523 (381 amino acids)
Source: RefSeq, a predicted model, not a curated record